UUGGAUCAGCGGUCUCCACAGCCCUUCUUGUCGGCUGCUUCCUCUCUUGGUCAAGGGCGGUAUGGACCGUGAAUUGGCUCACUUUUAUGUGAAUGAGCCUCACGACUCUGAAGCUUGGGAAAGGCGGCCCGCGUUGUUGCAACCAAUGCCCAUUUUUCGAUGCGAAUAUCUUCCAACAAGCUUGGGGAAUCCAGGUCUUCACCAUUCUCCCAGGCUUGCUGGACCAUCUCCUUGCAACCUGAGACGAGCGGGGUCAUGCCAGUCGGGCACCGGAGUCGGUCCGGCGCUCCAACGGAUGUCCCCCGCUUUCGUGACCCCGGUUGCGGCCUGUGGCCCGGAUACCUCGCAGUCGGAUUCAAGCAUUUAGGCGCCUCCGCAACAGAGCGAAUGAGCACGUCAAUAUCUCUAGCGCAUGCCUAACCAAUGGCUGUCACUCUGAGCAAAUAGUCGAAUCAGGCGGCCAUUCUCUCUUUGGUCAGUUAGCCAGCCAUUGGUCGGCAAUGAUGAGGGCCUGCUUGAGACGAAGCUUACUGGCCCCUUGGCUUGGAUCUAUAACCGCUCACUGGCCUCAUGUUGGGUUGCAGUCAUCCCACUUCGCCUCGCCGCGUCAUGCGGCGACAAUGCUCGUGGCGGGAUUACGUCUACGUAUUUCCAGUUUUCGGCUCAGGCUAUCCAAUCUGCAGGUGGGAGGUGGAGCCUGACUGGGUGGUUGCAAGAAAUGGAUGAUACCUCGACAUUGUGGGUAGCCGACAGGAUGGACAAAACGGUGUUUGAUAACGGUUAGCAAUAAGAUAAGAAACGGGGCUGAUAAAAACA
Ilyonectria robusta is the source of this 816-nucleotide messenger RNA. RefSeq lists its product as uncharacterized. Bases 62 to 367 code for a protein of 101 amino acids. The record is from RefSeq and is a predicted model, not a curated record. The transcript is spliced from 2 exons. NCBI's taxonomy places the organism in Eukaryota, Fungi, Ascomycota, Sordariomycetes, Hypocreales, Nectriaceae.